AUGGCCGUCACUCUGACCUUGGCUGACCACUCCUUCAUCGAGCGCAAGACUGCUCGCUACUACAUCCGCAGCCAUGCUAUGAAGGGGAAGGUCCUCGGCGGCAAGGUGCGCGCUCUUCGGAAACGACCUCGCGCCACCGAGACCAGGCGCGACACAUACCAUCUCCUUCAUGAGAAGAACAUGAAAACCGACGACAGCACCACCACCAUCCAUGUGGUCGACGACGACGCGCGGAUGGACUUGAACACCCUAUGGGAGCUCGAUGCCCCCGCAAAGAUGCCCUUCGUGGUGCACCAAGUCUCCAGUUCGGCCAUCACGACGCCCAAUAUGGAGCAGGCCAAGAUUUGCGGCAAGCUCCUCGCCCACGUCGGCAACGACCUCUCCGGCCUCGAGCCCGUCUGCGAGAUGACCACCCAGUCGCGUCGCUGGGUACACGACUUUCUGCUGUACAUUGGCGAUGCGCUCUCCCCCAGCGUCGACUUUUGCCACGGCAAGCCAGAUCCCACCCUGGGCACCUGGUUCAAGUACAUGCUCGCCGAUGAAGCUUACUUCCACUGCUUCGUGGCCCUCUCCGAGGCCUGCAUGGACUUUGUUCACGAGAAGGACUCGUACUCCACCGAGUACCGCCACCACAUGACAAAGGCCCUUCGGCUGCUCAACAACAAGCUGUCCAGCGACAAGGCGACCGCCGACACUAGCCUGGCUGGCGUCAUCUCACUCUGUCUGCUGACCUCGCUCCGUGGCCAGCUCGCGCAGACAAAAGUGCACUUUGACGGGCUCUGUCGCAUGAUUGAGCUGCGCGGUGGCAUGGACGAGAUCAAGCACAACCCUGCGCUGAUUGAGAAGACUCUUCGGAUCGACAUUGACCUGGCGCUGCAACUCGGCUGCCCAACGCGCCUGGGCCACGCCGCCAAGGACAUGGAGACUAUUGUGCCCAUCUUCUUCAACCCAGCCUUUGAGGUGCGCUCGCCGCUCCUCAACGCCGCCCGCAACGCCGACGCCGACGUCUUCGCGGCCACCGAGACCAUUAUGAAGGUCUCGCGCCUCUUCAACUCGGGCGUCGCCCAGAAGAAGCUCGGGCCCCAGGCCUUUCAGGACAUAAUCACCACCACCUGCUACCGCCUCCUCGAGAUCCGCCCCGUCGGCGCCACCCGCGGCACCGACCACCUGCACCCCGUCGCCGACGCCAUCCAACUCGCCCUCCUCGCCUUUAUGACCACGACUCUCAUCCAGCUCGGCCGCCAGCGCCGCCUGCGUUACGAGAUGCUCGCCACCAAGCUCAUGCGCGCCCUCGACAACCCCCAGUUCCAGGCUGCCGUCGAUCCCGCCACGCACCUCUGGCUGCUCGUCGUCGCCGGCAUCUCCGUCCUCCACAGGGACGACCGCGUCUGGCUUCAGCCGCGCCUCGCCGACGCCGUCGCUCAGUUUGGCCCCACACAGUGGUCCUUUGCCAGGCGCCUGCUCGGCAAGUACCCCUGGGUCGUCGACCUGCACGACGAGCCGGCCGCCAAGCUGUGGGCCAGCUGCUUCCCCGAGUGCUGA
Molecule: messenger RNA, 1542 nt
Organism: Emericellopsis cladophorae
Lineage: Eukaryota; Fungi; Ascomycota; Sordariomycetes; Hypocreales; Bionectriaceae
Exons: 3
Coding region: 1-1542 (513 amino acids)
Source: RefSeq, a predicted model, not a curated record